AUGGGCGGCGCCGCGGGCGAGGCGAUGUGGGCCGCUGCUGUGGCGGCGACGGUGGCCUUCUUGGCCGUCGAGGUUUCGGGUGCCGCGGGGGCGUUGCCGAGGUUUGCGGAGGCGCCGGAGUACCGGAACGGGGAAGGGUGUCCGGCUGCGGCGGCGGGGGUGUGCGACCCGGGCUUGGUGCACAUCGCCAUGACGCUGGACGCGCACUACCUGCGGGGCUCCAUGGCGGCGGUGUACUCGCUGCUGAAGCACGCGUCGUGCCCGGAGUCCAUCUUCUUCCACUUCCUGGCCGCGGAGGCGGCCGGGGCAGCAGCGGACGGCGGGGAGGACCCGGAGCCGGAGCUGCUGCGGCGCGCGGUGGCGGCGUCGUUCCCGUCGCUGCGGUUCGAGAUCUACCCGUUCCGCGCCGAGGCCGUGGCCGGGCUCAUCUCGGCGUCCGUGCGCGCCGCGCUCGAGGCGCCGCUCAACUACGCGCGGAACCACCUGGCGGACCUGCUCCCGCGCUGCGUGCCGCGGGCGAUAUACCUCGACUCCGACGUGCUGGCCGCCGACGACGUGCGGCGCCUCUGGGAGACGCGCCUCCCCGCCGCCGCCGUGGUGGCGGCGCCCGAGUACUGCCACGCCAACUUCUCCCGCUACUUCACGCCGGCGUUCUGGUCCGAUCCGGAGCUCGGGCCCCGUGUCUUUGCGGGGCGCCGCCGCCCGCCCUGCUACUUCAACACCGGCGUCAUGGUCAUCGACCUCCGCCGCUGGCGCGCCGGCAAUUACCGCCAGCGCAUCGAGCGCUGGAUGGAAAUCCAGAAGGUGAAGCGCAUCUACGAGCUGGGCUCCCUGCCCCCGUUCUUGCUCGUCUUCGCCGGCGAGGUGGAGGCCGUCGACCACCGCUGGAACCAGCACGGCCUCGGCGGCGACAACGUCCACGGCAGCUGCCGCCCGCUCCACGCCGGGCCCGUCAGCCUCAUGCACUGGUCGGGCAAGGGCAAGCCCUGGGACCGCCUCGACGCCGGCAGGCCGUGCCCGCUUGACCACACCUGGAAGUCCUACGACCUCUACAUCCCCAGCGACUCCGGUGGCGCCGCCUCGCCGGCGUCCGGGCCGGCAUUGUCCGCAUCCGUGCUCUCAUGGUAG
Miscanthus lutarioriparius is the source of this 1128-nucleotide messenger RNA. Lineage: Eukaryota; Viridiplantae; Streptophyta; Magnoliopsida; Poales; Poaceae. The record is from the annotation of a GenBank genome assembly.